AUCUAGUGGACGGAACGCUUCUUCACCAACAUGGCUAUUGAUUCAAUCACCUCGGUAGCCUACAUAAAACAUAUACAUUAAAGCGCUUUAGACGCAGACUUCAGUUAGUUUAAAACACAUUUAUGUCGUAUCUAGUUACCCUUAAUUUCUAUAUUUAUGUUUUUGUUAGCCAUCUAGAUGGGUGGUUAAAUUACCAGUAGCCUAGAAGCUAAUUAAUGAUAGCUAGCUAACGUUACCUCGCUAACAUCCUCGACCAUGAGCUCACCAAGCUACACCCCACCUGCUAAAGAAGAGGGGGUCUGCUGGACGGAGAAAGAAGCCCCCGUGAAAGAGGAGGAGGAAGAGGAGGCUCUCACAGUUAAACAAGAAGUAGAGGGUGAGGCUUUUACAGUUAAACAAGAAGUAGAGGGUGAAGCUGUUGGAGUGAAAGAAGAGGAGGUGGAUGUUACUGUGGAGGAAGAGAAACAAGACGGUGCCGCUUUGGGAGUGAAAGAGGAGGAAUUGACUGUCACAGUGAAAGAAGAAGAUAUUUUCAGAGUGAAAGAGGAGGAUGCCGUCUUUGGAGUGAAGGAGGAGGGGGAGAUUACUGUCACAUGGGAGGAGGAGGAGGAGGAAGAGAUUGGAGAUAUAAUUAACACCACAGGAGAAAGACCAGACACUCACUCUGACAGCAGGAAGAGUCCUUCAGGGGAACCAGACACAGAGACGCCCAAAGCAGCAAGACGACACCACUGCUCCCAGUGUGGAAAGAGUUUUACUAAGUUACGGAAUCUAAAAGAGCAUGAGAGGACACACACAGGAGAAAAGCCUUUCCACUGUUCCCAGUGUGGAAAGAGUUUUACUGUGUUAACUAACCUGAAAAGGCAUGAGAGAAUACACACUGGAGAAAAGCCUUACCAAUGUUCCCAAUGUGAAAAGAGUUUUGCCGUGUUAGUUAACCUGAAAAGACAUGAGAGAAUACACACAGGAGAAAAGCCUUAUCAAUGUUCUCUGUGUGGCAAGAGUUUUACCCAGUUAAGGUCCCUGAAAAGGCAUGAGAGAGUACACUCUGGAGAGAAGCCUUAUCAAUGUUCCCAUUGUGGAAGGAGUUUUAGGUCGUCUGCAAACAUGAAGGAGCAUGAGAGGACACACACAGGAGAAAAGCCUUUCCAAUGCUCACAUUGUGGAAAGAGUUUUACCCAUCUAGUGAGCCUGAAAAGACAUGAGAGAAUGCACACAGGAGAAAUGCCCUACCAAUGCUCCCAUUGUGGAAAGAGUUUUUCCCAAUCAGCAAAACUGAAAAGACAUAAGAGAAUGCACACUGGAGAGAAGCCUUUCAAAUGCUCCCAUUGUGGAAAGAGUUUUACCCAAUCAGGGGGCCUGAAAAAGCAUGACAUAAAGAAGAAGCUAUGUUCUUUAUGUUCUUGACUGAGAAUGUGUUUUUGUGAAUGACAACUUCAGUAAAACCUAAUCAAAAAAUAUAUAUAUAUAUUUGUUUUCCAAUUUCAAUACUUUAAUUGAAUACAGAGUACCUCUGUUUUUAAGUAUACGUUCUCUGUGGAUGGAGUGGAGCAUUAAAUAUAGAGUCCUGGACAGAGUCUUGUCCAUCAGUCGCUGUGGAUGGAGGGGAACAUUAAAUAUAGAUACCUAGACAGAGUCUUGUCCAUCAGUCGCUGUGGAUGGAGGGGAACAUUAAAUAUAGAGUCCUGGACAGAGUCUUGUCCAUCAGUCGCUGUGGAUGAAGUGGAACAUUAAAUAUAGAGUCCUGGACAGAGUCUUGUCCAUCAGUCGCUGUGUGGAUGGAGGGGAACAUUAAAUAUAGAGUCCUGGACAGAGUCUUGUCCAUCAGUCGCUGUGGAUGGAGGGGAACAUUAAAUAUAGAUACCUAGACAGAGUCUUGUCCAUCAGUCGCUGUGGAUGGAGGGAAACAUUAAAUAUAGAGUCCUGGACAGAGUCUUGUCCAUCAGUCGCUGUGGAUGAAGUGGAACAUUAAAUAUAGAGUCCUGGACAGAGUCUUGUCCAUCAGUCGCUGUGGAUGGAGGGGAACAUUAAAUAUAGAGUCCUGGACAGAGUCUUGUCCAUCAGUCGCUGUGGAUGAAGUGGAACAUUAAAUAUAGAGACCUAGACAGAGUCUUGUCCAUCAGUCGCUGUGGAUGGAGUGGAGCAUUAAAUAUAGAGUCCUGGACAGAGUCUUGUCCAUCAGUCGCUGUGGAUGAAGUGGAACAUUAAAUAUAGAGACCUAGACAGAGUUUUGUCCAUCAGUCGCUGUGGAUGGAGUGGAGCAUUAAAUAUAGAGUCCUGGACAGAGUCUUGUCCAUCAGUCGCUGUGGAUGGAGUGGAACAUUAAAUAUAGAGUCCUGGACAGAGUCUUGUCCAUCAGUCGCUGUGGAUGAAGUGGAACAUUAAAUAUAGAGACCUAGACAGAGUCUUGUCCAUCAGUCGCUGUGGAUGGAGUGGAGCAUUAAAUAUAGAGUCCUGGACAGAGUCUUGUCCAUCAGUUGCUGUGGAUGUAGGGGAACAUUAAAUAUAGAAUCCUGGACAGAGUCUUGUCCAUCAGUCGCUGUGGAUGGAGUGGAGCAUUAAAUAUAGAGUCCUGGACAGAGUCUUGUCCAUCAGUCGCUGUGGAUGGAGUGGAGCAUUAAAUAUAGAGUCCUGGACAGAGUCUUGUCCAUCAGUCGCUGUGGAUGGAGUGGAGCAUUAAAUAUAGAGUCCUGGACAGAGUCUUGUCCAUCAGUUGCUGUGGAUGUAGGGGAACAUUAAAUAUAGAAUCCUGGACAGAGUCUUGUCCAUCAGUCGCUGUGGAUGGAGUGGAGCAUUAAAUAUAGAGUCCUGGACAGAGUCUUGUCCAUCAGUCGCUGUGGAUGGAGUGGAGCAUUAAAUAUAGAGUCCUGGACAGAGUCUUGUCCAUCAGUCGCUGUGGAUGGAGUGGAGCAUUAAAUAUAGAGUCCUGGACAGAGUCUUGUCCAUCAGUUGCUGUGGAUGGAGUGGAACAUUAAAUAUAGAGUCCUGGAUAGAGUCUUGUCCAUCAGUUGCUGUGGAUGGAGGGGAACAUUAAAUAUAGAGUCCUGGACAGAGUCUUGUCCAUCAGUCGCUGUGGAUGAAGUGGAACAUUAAAUAUAGAGACCUAGACAGAGUCUUGUCCAUCAGUCGCUGUGGAUGGAGUGGAGCAUUAAAUAUAGAGUCCUGGACAGAGUCUUGUCCAUCAGUUGCUGUGGAUGUAGGGGAACAUUAAAUAUAGAAUCCUGGACAGAGUCUUGUCCAUCAGUCGCUGUGGAUGGAGUGGAGCAUUAAAUAUAGAGUCCUGGACAGAGUCUUGUCCAUCAGUCGCUGUGGAUGGAGUGGAGCAUUAAAUAUAGAGUCCUGGACAGAGUCUUGUCCAUCAGUCGCUGUGGAUGGAGUGGAGCAUUAAAUAUAGAGUCCUGGACAGAGUCUUGUCCAUCAGUUGCUGUGGAUGGAGUGGAACAUUAAAUAUAGAGUCCUGGAUAGAGUCUUGUCCAUCAGUUGCUGUGGAUGGAGGGGAACAUUAAAUAUAGAGUCCUGGUCAGAGUCUUGUCCAUCAGUCGAUGUGGAUGGAGUGGAACAUUAAAUAUAGAGUCCUGGACAGAGUCUUGUCCAUCAGUCACUGUGGAUGGAGUGGAGCAGAGACACAGCUCCUUGAUAUGUUGCCUGAUCUCCUCUUCAGCUGUGAUAUAAUAGUUUUAGUAUGUACAUUAAACUAGACUUGGGGUUUCACAGUUUAUCUUUUGUCGUAGUGAUAAACUUUGCCUUUAGGGUUGGUCGUUGACCAGCUCCAUUAUUGCAAUAGAAAUGACAAAUUCUCUCUAACUUGAUUAGAAUUUCCAAGACACUCUGCUCGGGUCAUGAAAAUCCAUUUCAUGAAGCUCCAGACGAAUAGUUAUUGUGCUGACGAUGUUGCUUCCAGAGGCAGUUUGGAACUCGCUUCACCACUCGGCAGUCCCGUCCUGUGAGCUUGUGUGUCCUACCACUUUGUAGCUGAGCCGUUGUUGCUCCUAGACUUUUUCCAACUUCACGAGAAACAGCACUUUCUGUUUGACUGGGGGGCAACUCUAGCAGGGGAAGAAAUUUGACGAACUGACUUGUUGGAAAGGUGAACAUCGUAUGACAGGUGCCACGUUGAAACUCACUGAGCUCUUCAGUAAAAGGCCAUUCUGCCGCUCAUGUUUGUCUAUGGAGAUUGCAUGGCUGUGUGCUCGAUUUUAUAC
This is a messenger RNA of Oncorhynchus kisutch (coho salmon), 4202 nucleotides long. Its product is annotated as zinc finger protein 189-like. The transcript has 2 exons. The record is from RefSeq and is a predicted model, not a curated record. Gene Ontology annotation, molecular function: DNA-binding transcription factor activity, RNA polymerase II-specific. Gene Ontology annotation, biological process: regulation of transcription by RNA polymerase II. NCBI's taxonomy places the organism in Eukaryota, Metazoa, Chordata, Actinopteri, Salmoniformes, Salmonidae. Gene Ontology annotation, cellular component: nucleus. Bases 256 to 1407 code for a protein of 383 amino acids.